Molecule: messenger RNA, 1320 nt
Organism: Salvelinus sp. IW2-2015
Lineage: Eukaryota; Metazoa; Chordata; Actinopteri; Salmoniformes; Salmonidae
Product: small ribosomal subunit protein mS29-like
Biological process (GO): apoptotic process
Cellular component (GO): mitochondrial ribosome; mitochondrial small ribosomal subunit
Molecular function (GO): structural constituent of ribosome
Source: RefSeq, a predicted model, not a curated record
ACGUUUAACGAGGGCUGUGUGAUGGUGAGGCAGCCAGCUCUGGAGCUGAUAUCUCACCUGAAGAGAGCCGACUACAGCAAGCCCACCCUGCGCUACCUACUCUAUGGGGUGAAGGGCAGUGGGAAGACCAUGUCUCUCUGUCAUACUGUCCACUACUGCUCCAAACAGGGAUGGCUAGUAUUACACUUACCAGAUGCCCACCUGUGGGUGAAGAACUGUAAGGAGUUGUUGCCCUCCUCCUACCACACCUCCCGCUUUGACCAGCCAAUACAGGCCUCCAACUGGCUGCGCAACUUCAGAACCACCAAUGAACACUUCCUCUCCAAGAUCAAGUUGAGGCARCGGUACGUGUGGACUAAGAGGGAGAGCACUGAGGAGGGACGGCCACUAGGGGAGCUGGUGGACAUGGGAGUGUCUCGUGUGAAGAGCAGCAGUGAUGUGGUGGGGUUUCUAAAGGAGCUGAGGCUACAGGCUGGGGGGACAGAGGGGGGCUUCAGGCUGGCUGUGGCUGUUGAUGGAGUCAACGGUCUCUGGGGAAGGACCACGCUCAAGAAGGAGGACAAGAGCCCUGUGGCUCCAGAGGAGUUGACGUUGGUUCAUAACUUGAGGAAGAUGAUCAACAAUGACUGGUGUGGAGGGGCGGUCAUCGCCACUCUGUCUCAGACAGGGUCUCUCUACGCUCCAAGCUCUGCCUACCUGCCCCAGGAGCUGCUGGGAGAGGAGGGCUUUGACAGCAUGGACCCGUUUGUCCCAGUACCAGUCUCCCUCUACAGUGAGAAGGAGUUUGAGAGCUGUUACCUCUACUACCUGGACCGCCACUGGCUACAACACCCACACAGUCAGACAGAGGAAGGAAAGAAAGAACUGAUCUUCCUCAGCAACAGAAACCCUUCUGUACUGGAGAGACUAUGUGCCUUCCUGUAACAUCACACAUGGGCCCACACCCUCCCACUCACACACACCCAUAAUCAUGGACAAACCAUAGAGAUAGAUAGAGGACUCAUCUUUAUWUCUGUGCCUUUACAGCGUCUGUGACAGCAUGGGCAGCCCUAUUGAGGCUACAACCCAUAGGAAUCCCCACUCAGUUGACUACUUUGAAAUUGCGGAAGCAUGGUGGAAGCACUCGAUGGUGCUGCCCACGCAGAAUCAAGGCCACUAGCGGCCUCUAUCAUUUUCUAUGGGACAAACGCCAAUACAGACUCACACAUAACUGCAAUGUUAUAAUCCAUGUAUAUGUGUGUAUCCCUCCAUAAAUGAUUCUGGUGUGAUGCAUGAUAGUGUAUAGUGUCUUUUUCAUAAUAAAAAUGUACAUGAAAAACA